Molecule: messenger RNA, 479 nt
Organism: Lytechinus pictus (painted urchin)
Lineage: Eukaryota; Metazoa; Echinodermata; Echinoidea; Temnopleuroida; Toxopneustidae
Product: HIG1 domain family member 1A, mitochondrial-like
Exons: 2
Coding region: 106-390 (94 amino acids)
Biological process (GO): mitochondrial respirasome assembly
Cellular component (GO): mitochondrion
Source: RefSeq, a predicted model, not a curated record
CUGCUGGCCUCAUCACCUUGCCAAAGUCGUGACAAUUGGACAUAUUUUUUAAAAGCAAAAUCAGGAUAUUUGGAGAGCCAUAUUUCCCUCGAUCAUCUUUCCAUAAUGUCUAGACCCAUACCAAGGAUAGAGUAUGAAGAUUACAAUGAAUCACCAACUGAAAAGCUGAAAAGGAAAGCUAUUGCUGAUCCAUAUGUUCCUGUUGGUAUCCUUGGUUUAUGUGGAGCCUUAGCAUGGGGUGCCUACUCGUACAAGAGCCGUGGCAACACAUCAACUUCCAUCUUCCUAAUGAGGCUUCGAGUGGUAGCCCAGACUUGUGUCGUUGGAGCAAUGGCUGUAGGAGCAGGAGUCACAAUGAUGAAGAGCUUUUCCUCAGAAAAGAAAUCAUAAAUCCUACCAGAGACAGUAUGAUACGUAUUAAUGCCAAAUUGAGGAAUAGGAAAAGGAGAUACAGCUUCAUUUGUGUCACCUUGUAAUUC